UGUUCUAAGUAUCACAGUGUAGGUCUAGUGCAAAGACGACCGAGUGGAAAAAAGAUUCUUUCCGGAAAGAGCUAUUUUGUGGUCGCCCUGGACACCAAUGUUACCCGGCCUCUAGUCUAGGCUCCUAUUUUUAUCCAGUAACAUUACCUUGGCUUACUCGCUUAGGUAGGAUUGGAUCACCUUUCUUUCUCAUUUUGUGGACCGUAUUCUGGUAUUAGUAUUGUGUCUUCGAGUCGGUGUAGGUUUUAUUCCCCGCUCAUUUCAGUCUUGUCCGGAUCUAUCACUUAUCAGUGAGGCGCGUUGUUGAUCCACGGGUUACUAAAUAUACCUGAACCCUGUAGGUCUACGCGUGGGUGUUUCAUGUUUGUAUCCAGUGCAGUGCAUCUUUCCCAGCCUGAGAAGUGGCGCGCUCCCAACCUAGCACAGGCGAAACGUGGCAGCGACACCUAGUGUUACUUCAAUCAGACUGUUCACUGAAUAAGUACAAGUGGCACCAUACUCCAUUGACCAUAGCCUAACUGCGAGGAACGCAUCAAGUAACUGACCUCAAAGAGUCAAAGACGCACGAUCACCCUCUUUUUGGCCCGUGCAAGAACCGAAACGGACAGCAAGCAUCCGAAUACCAAUCCCGCCAACUCCACCAGCGAGCUGCGGGGAAGCAGUUUCAGCAGUGGGAGCUUCGUCGCAGUCUGUAAAUUAAAAGGAUUGACGAGUUGCGAACCAGUCGAUAAGAGAGACGGCACUUGAGCUGAUCGAGAUCGAAUCACAGACGCGCGAAGUGAGAAGAUGGCAGAAAAUGGCAUCGGCUCCUUCUCGGAGCUGAAGCUGGAAACUGAAGCGGUGGCUGCCGGUGGCACAGGCGAUCUUCGUGGUACUGCUACCCCAGCAUCGCCUCCAGCAGCAGCGGGAGCAACAUCAAGCGAUGGUGUGCGCCAGGGCAGCAGCUACCUACGGGACUCGACCCACCAGGCAGCACCGGCCAUGCAAGGCGGACAACUAGUCACCAUCCAACUGGAAAACGUGCCGCUGUGGGAGGAAUUCAGAACUUGCCCGACGGAGAUGGUGGUCACUCGUCAAGGAAGACGUAUGUUUCCGGUCGUGACUGUGUCGGUCAAGGGCCUUCGGCCGGAGGCAAUGUACUCUGUGUUCAUGGAUAUGAUCUUGGUAGACAACCAUCGCUGGAAGUAUGUGCGCGGAGAAUGGGUGUCUGGUGGGAAGGCUGAUCAGCCGCAUGCGACCAUUUACAAACAUCCCGACUCGCCCCAUUACGGCUCACACUGGGUUAAGAGUCCAAUUUCCUUCAGCAAGGUCAAGCUAACUAACCGCAUCGGAGAAGGACACCUUGUCUUGAACUCGCUGCACAAGUACGAGGCACGCGUCCAUGUUGUCCCGGAGCAGGGACAGUGUGUGCAUCCACUUCCUUCAAUCUGGAAGUCAUUCCGAGAAACACAGUUCAUAGCCGUUACUGCCUAUCAGAACGAAGAGGUCACACAGCUGAAAAUCAAGAACAAUCCCUAUGCAAAGGCAUUUACUGAGGCUCACAAGAAAACACGUGUGGUGGAAGAACAGUUUCGAGACACGAGUGGGUUGCAGCUGAUCCAGCCGCACCGACCAUUCACAGAUGAGCUGGUUGCUGACGAUGGAGAGAUGUCGGACGUCGACGAGUGUGUGUCUCCUAACCCAGUUGCAGCUACAUGCACGCCUCAAAUCUUCUUGGCUCCUCCCUACGAGGCUGAUUUCCCUCCUGAGUCAUUGUCAGCACCGCAGACGCUGAAGCGUGAUGAAUCAAUGGAGGUUGAUGAGCAGCAGCGUAACAGCCAUUCACUGCCAGUCGAUUCGGCACCGCAGGCAUUCCCCAGCACGUACUACAUCCGACAGCGAAAUGGACAAAUCACUCUCUGCGAUCAGGUCCAGCCUCAAAACAUGCAUGUGCCACUCUCACCACACCAGCCCUCUCCGUCCACAGCUGGGCUCAUGGAUCAGCAAGCACAACAGCAGCACCCGCCUCAGCCAGUUUCACCGCUAUACAUGAAUAUCCGCGGCGGCUCUCAGUCACCUGGCAUCGAGCUAUGCCAGCAGCAUCAACAGCAGCAUCAACAGGCGGCAAGCAUGCAUGCUACUUCUCCAACGCCGCAGCAGCUCACAGCCGCCAUUAACCAAUAUCAGUAUAGCAUUAUGUCCUCUUCUCCUCCUCCUGGACAGCUUCAAACAAUUCCUUUCCCACCUGUGCAGCAGCACUUGUCGCCGUCUUCACCCGAUGCUGCAGGUGGACAGGCCCUGCCGCCGUUUUCGCCUCAGAGCAACCCGACCUCGCCUCAAGGUCCAGGUACAUUGCGCUACAUUCCCCUACCAGUUCAACAACCAGGGUAUCCGCAUGCUUUCCCACAGCAGGUCCCCAGCACCACCGCUGCCGCCUCUACGCAUUUCCCACUGGUGCCGUCUGGUCAAAUGCACCCACUCCUUCCUCCACAAUAUGCAUCUCCUGCCCAGCACCAGCAUUGAUGACACCGGCACUAACAGCAGUAGCGCUACAACUGCAAUGCAACAAAGCAUGCUGCUGCUGUUGCUGCUGCUGCUCUCCCUUCCUGCUUGACAUACUGAUCCCAGCAUCGUCUCGGCCCGGACACAUUCAUAAUCCUAAGUAAAAUAUCUUGAGUGCCACAACUUAAACUGCAUGCACACCACCUUGAUAUCUCCUUGCGUAUGACCACCUGCUAUUCAAUAGUUCUAUUUGAGUAUAACGUUGCACCGCAAUCGCACACCUCCAGGGCUGGCCCUUGUCAUAACAGUUAGUCUUAGCUGUGCAUGGCUCAUGUUAGUGCACUUGUGCUUAGUAGUCGCGCAAUGGCUGUUCCCGGUAUGCCGUGUAACCUGGCCACCUGGCCAUACAGAACACCAGCCUAGAAGAGUGUAGCAACAAGUGAUCCACAUCAUGCUUAGACUCUGCUGUGGAGCUCCGCACCCUGGAGCAAGUACAUCCCGGCAUUCUCGAUCUUCAUCAUUUAGUUUGAAAGUCAGUUAUGAGCUAAUGUGUGUAUGUCUCGUCCUCAACACCAGACAUGCUCUUGUAUGCAGUACUGAUAUUGCCUUUAACCUCAUACUUAUAAUUAUUAUAUAAGACUUAGUGCUCCGUGCCAUAUGUACUAACUUACUCUUCCAGGGGCGGCGGAAGGUAUUCUUGUGUGAUACGGUCAAUCA
Sycon ciliatum is the source of this 3198-nucleotide messenger RNA. RefSeq names its product T-related protein-like. Gene Ontology annotation, biological process: positive regulation of DNA-templated transcription; heart morphogenesis; mesoderm formation. The record is from RefSeq and is a predicted model, not a curated record. Lineage: Eukaryota; Metazoa; Porifera; Calcarea; Leucosolenida; Sycettidae. Bases 787 to 2502 code for a protein of 571 amino acids. The transcript is spliced from 7 exons. Gene Ontology annotation, cellular component: nucleus. Gene Ontology annotation, molecular function: RNA polymerase II cis-regulatory region sequence-specific DNA binding; DNA-binding transcription factor activity, RNA polymerase II-specific.